GCGGAGCGUCCUGCACAGGGCGUGGGCGAGGGAGAGGAUACCGGGUGUUAUGCGGAGGGAGGUGUUGCGAGAUAUGGGGAGGGUGCGGGUGCCGCGGAGGAGGACGAGGCAGACGUUGACCUAGAGGUUGGCGUGGCAGAGGGGGAGCAGACACCGAGGGGAGAGGGGGGGCGUGCCGAAGUCCGAUCUGAUGGCUCAUCAGAGGGCGGUGGACUGGGAGCGGAAGUGCGGGAAGAAGGCCGUCCCGCCUGAGACGACAUGCACGCCGAGUUCUUCGAAGAGUGUUGUUCCUGAUAGAGCAAGCACGCCGGGUUCUUCGAAGAGGAAGGAGGGGGGUGCACAGCUUUCUGACACCAGUGCAGGGAAGAGGCUGCGGCAACAGAAAAUGACGGACACGUAUGGUGGCGAGUGGAUUGGUGAGUGGAGGAAGGCAUUCUUUCGUUGGGUGUAUUCCAACGGGAUUGCCUUCAAUGCCUUCCGCAACACGGCGUACCGGAACCUCCAGCAGGUUGCUCUUCGGCAACCUGAUGGAGCACCUCUUCCCGUGCUUCCAUCCUACAGCGAGAUCGCAGACAUGCGAACUAUGGAGAUCCACCGCGAGCAGUUGGCAGAGGAGUUGGAGGAGGUUAGGCAGUCCUUAUGGUUGAGUGGCGCCACCCUCCUCUCUGACGGGAGGAAGUCACGAGAUGGGCGACCGAUCGUGAACUUCCUCGCAGUUGGGUCUCGGGAGGUCAUCAUGUACACGACGAUCAACCGAGAGGGGGAGUCAGACGAUGCGGUGCACGUCCUGCAGAGAUGGGUCGCCAUCUUUCAUGCUUUCAGAUUCGGUGGCCCACAGCGGGUCAAUGCUAUAUGCACUGACUCCGCCUCUGCAUACGUGGGGGCUGCGAGGGCAUUGGCCUCGCCAUCUAUGACCCCUGAGCUGAGGAGGAUCACUUGGCUCCCGUGUUGCGUCCAUGUCUGCAACAAGUUAUUGUCAGACAUUGGCACGAUCUGCACCUCUUUAGUGGACACGAUCACGCCUGCCCGAGUUCUGGUGGUGUUUUUCAAAACCCACCAGGCCGCUCUCAGCUUCUUUCGGAAGCGGAGCGCGGCGUUGGGCCUCGUGCUUUCAUGCGAGAUGCGCUUUGCGUCCGUGUACUCCAUGUUGGAAAGGCUGCUCGCUCUGCAGGAUCGUUUGCAGGGCAUAAUGACAGCGGAGGACGGAUUGGACGUGGAGCCUGUGCCCUCGGGGACGAGGAGUGGGAUGACAGAGGAGGAGAUCGAGGAGCAGGCUGCCCUCAUUGUGCGCGAUCCCAUUGGAUCUUCUGCGCCGCCCCCUGUUGAGUCUGUUUUCGGUGCUCGUGCGACUAUCUUCCGCCUAUACCCUAGAGACGAUGACUCUGCGGACGAGAGGGAGUCGGAAGCAGCGGACGACCCGAUGCUUCCCAUCCCGCGUGAGAUUGAUGAGUUGCACGAGGGGGGCGACGUGCCCCGUCAGCUCGUUUUGGACCCGCGUGCAUCAAGCGACUUGGGGGAGAUGGGUGUUCAWAGCGGGGCACCACCGGUGGAGGAGAGGGAGAGACGAGCGGAGGAGCACGGAGCCGCCGGAGCGGGCGGAGUUGAGGGUACUCGGGGUAUGGAGGAGGAGGUAGCUGGAGUAGUGGGGGGUGUGGUGGAGGUAGAUGAUGGUGCGCAUGUCGAGAGAGAGAAGGCCAUGGUGAGGGUCGAUGAUGGUGAGCAGGUUGAGGGAGUGGAGGGCGUGCUGCCAUCGGAGGUUGAGAGAGAGGACGAUGUGGUGAGGACGCAGGAGGCGAUGAUGAGGGACGAUGAGGGAGAGGAGGCUGUAGCAGGGGUAGACGAGAGCGUGGCAUGGCUAGAUGAUGGUGAUGCCCAUGUUGAGAUGGAGGAGGAUGUGGCUGCUUUGGCAGCAGCAGCACGUGCUGCGCGUGAGCAGACUUCGCGCAGGAGCGGAGUACCUCGUACGAGUUCCAUGCCUCAGAUGAUGCCUGCCACGGGGGAUGCCGCGUUGGAGGAGUCUUCUGGAGCCGAGGGGUUGGAGAUGCCAUGCGGUUCUCGUCGUGAGAAGACAGUCGCAGAGGUGACUCAGGUGAGUGCUAGGCUUGUUCAGGUGAGGACGGGGGCUGCCCAUGUGAUCGUGGUGGAGGACGAUCCUGAGACGGAGCCUGCACGUGAGGAGGCCCCACAGAAGGGUGACGAGUACAGGGACAACGAGGAGCGUGAGGAGGAGGAGAGCGACAGCGGGGAUGAUGACAGCUACCACGACGACGACGACGAGCCCUCCCCUCCACCGCGGCAUGGUUCUCGUAGACGACGUGGCUCUCGUAGAGCACAUGAUGACGUAGACGACCCGUCCCCUCCAGGGCGGCGGGAGACGAGGAGUCGGAGGAGGCGAGGGUCAUCCGUUGCGAUAGCGCCGGGGCGAGGGAGUGUUUCGUCGACACGCAGCACGAGUGGGGCGAGGCAGAGAGGCAGUGGUAAGGCGAAGGGAAGUCGAUGGUAUUGACAGCUUUGUUCCCCUUCCAGUGCUUCCACGA
This is a messenger RNA of Chara braunii, 2537 nucleotides long. Lineage: Eukaryota; Viridiplantae; Streptophyta; Charophyceae; Charales; Characeae. The record is from the annotation of a GenBank genome assembly.